This is a messenger RNA of Rhinichthys klamathensis goyatoka, 2827 nucleotides long. RefSeq names its product muscular LMNA-interacting protein (gene mlip). The transcript is spliced from 12 exons. Gene Ontology annotation, molecular function: transcription corepressor activity; lamin binding. The coding region runs from base 145 to 2757 and encodes 870 amino acids. Gene Ontology annotation, biological process: negative regulation of transcription by RNA polymerase II. The record is from RefSeq and is a predicted model, not a curated record. Gene Ontology annotation, cellular component: nuclear envelope; PML body; sarcolemma. NCBI's taxonomy places the organism in Eukaryota, Metazoa, Chordata, Actinopteri, Cypriniformes, Leuciscidae.
AGGCUCUAUAAAUGGAAACCUCCUGCGCUCAAGAGUUAUCGGGACACACUCUCACUCAUGUCAAGCUGAACACGCAGGGCACGGGAAUGCCAGUAUAGCAGCGGACAAGCCUUUAGCACAACACACACACACACACACACAAACAUGGCCCUGGAACAGCCACACCGGACCUGGGGAAAGGUCACCACUGUAUUUGCAACCAAGCUCAAGUCUUUCACCUUUGUUCCACUUCUGAAAAGACUGCCCGUGGAGAACAGGAUCUGGAAAAAGGUUCUUCAGGCUGGCAGACCAAACCAGACUUCCCGAGAGCCAGGGGACUUUGAGAAGAGCAUGGCAGAGGAGGGUGUCUACAAGGCUGAGGUUAUUUACGUCCAAGAGCUGGGAGAAACGCUCAAGAACACCACUAAAAGUGAGAUUCAGUCAAAUGACAAUGUGACCCUUAAGCCACACACCACCCUAGUUGGUCCUCGCGCAGAAUUCGGUAGCAUAACCCCUGCCAUGGAAACCAGUGUUAACAAACACCCUGGCAUUUCUCAUCUAGGAUUUCACAACACUGCUGAGGUCAGCUCAGGUCUGUGUUUAAAUAGCUCGUCCCAGAGAGAGGAGGUCCUUAGCCCUGCCAGCUCCAUGGAUUUCCUCACAUCCCCUGCUUCUUCCAAGGAGUCGAUUCUCUCCGAGGGCUGGGACAAGGAGAGGAGCUGGUCAGCGCUUCACAUGUUCUCACGAGACGGUUCUCCAGGUCCCUUUAGUCGCACAGUUUCCCCGUGUUCCUCCGUGAGAUCAGGGACUUUCACACCCUCUGUGGUGAGAAUCAAGCGGCUUUCUUUGGCUCCGGGCUCCAGUUUGCUACAGAUGUCGUCUGUUUGCGGUACACCCUGUGACAGUCGGACAACCUCACCCUGUCCUCUUUCGCCCCGUGCCCGGCACAGGACUCCUCCAACCCAACUCUCCCUGCUUACGGCAAUCCUCAGGAAAGGCCGUCUACCCGUCCUGUCCUCUUCAUCUCAAAGACCUUACACGCCCUGCUGGCCCAUCAGUCCAGUUAACAUGUCCUCCUGUUUAGCGUGCUCAGCUGCCUCUUCUGUUGCACCCAUGAACGUGUCCAAAGCAAAGUCUUGUACCUCCAUAGAUACAAAGUCUUUCCAGAUUUCAAAGCCACAGAUUUGGAAACGGGAGCUGGUUAAGGCACCUGACGAAUCCCCACUCAUGAAACCACCAGAAAGACUUGACUCAUGCAGACAUUUCACCAGUAGUAGUGGCAUCAUCUUACCUACAAAUCACAUCUCUUCGCCAAGCUUACCUGCAGUCCAGGCUGCCAAUGCUCACCUGCCUAAAUCAGCUCCCAAGGGGAAUCGUUUGCCGACUGUUCCUAGCUCUCUUUUGUGUAGCUCCAACUCCUGCAUGAGAUCUCCUAAACCAAGCUAUCUGUCAUGUUCCAGCAACGAGAACCAUAAAAAUCCACCAGUGUCAGCAGAAUGUCCUGUAUCUAUGGAUCCAAAUAAUUCAGGCGAAUCUUUAAUACAUAAUGAUGAAACAAAACCCCAUGAUAGGCCAGAAAAAUAUUCAUUGCCACUGACACAGAGUCAGAAAUCAUCUGAGCUCUCCAAUGAACCAUAUCUGAAACACAUAGGAAGAUCACCUGUCAAUUUAGAUUCCUCGUUACCAAAACUUGCUCUGAGCUCAUGUAAAUCUUCAUCUCCUACUCUGAAACACACUUUCGAAUCACACAUCAAUUCCACAUCUCCAGUUUUAAGCCACAAAGAGAAUAAACAAAGUACUCUUUUCCAAAAUGCUCGCAUAAAUGACGUGGAAAGAGUGCACCCAUCAUCUCCCUCUCCCAGACCCAUGGGUCUCGCCCGCCUGUCCUACAUAUCUCCAGCUUCUCCAGCUUGUCCUCCCGUCCACCCAAGCUCCCGGUCCUCCACCCCAGACCGCUGGACCCUCUCGCCCUCCCCGGCGGUCCCGAGCCGCCAGCUUUCCCCCUCUCCCUCAUACUCUUUCUGUUCAUCCCCCUCUCCAUCCCAAUGGGGAAGCACACCAGACUGCGCAGAUGGGGACUGUAAAAAUAGAAAGACACACAGGAUCAAAUCCACCUACAAGGCGCUCGCUGCUAUUCCUACAAACACUCUGCUCCUGGAACAGCAGGCUAUAGAUGAAGAUGUCAACAAGAAAGAGGCGUCGCUCAACCCUGCAGACAACUAUUCUUGGGAGGACCCACAUGAAGAGAUGUGCUCUCCUGCGCAGCUCCGUCAGCAGACUGCAGACCUGUACGCCACCAUUGAUGAAGUCCUCGAGGACUCAAUCCAGAAACAUCAAUCAGACCAUGUGAACAGAGCCACUCUGCAGUCUUUGGCAGCGGAGACAUCAAGGACGUCAUCACCAUCACCAAAACUAUUGGGACGGGAAACAAGAUAUGCCAGCUCUCCUUUUCAACCCUUUGUAACGACUGAAAAAACACUGACAAAGACAAAGCCUGGAGUGAUUAGACCAGUCACUGCAACAUCCAGAGUUACAGAUGAUAAACAUGAUGAAGAAUUCCACCCAAAUCCUUUCAAGAACCGUCAAGAGAACAAAUCCAGUCGCUACCAGUACAAGUUCGCCAGCGGUGGUGAACCCCGAGCUGAAGGUGGAGGAGCGUCCGCUUGUGGAGAGCGGAGAGGAGACUCCAAGACCAGACUGACAUCUCUGAUCACGCAGACCAGGAUCUCCACUCAAGAUCCUCCCAUCUCCAUCAACACCCAGGAGACACACAUAUGAUGCCAACAACGGCCUGAUCUGACUGGAACUGUGACUACACAUCAAAAUGGUUGUUCAAUGCAACACACGC